GACCAACCUAACCAAACCAAUGACAUUCAUCGCGGUGAAAACCAAUGGAAACGAUUCAGUAUCACAGGCAGAGGAAGCAAGAAAGGGCGAGAACCUUGAUGCCAAGACCGACACGGAAGCAGGGGCCGCCAACCCCGAUUCAGCCUGCUCAACCGACGACACAACUCCUUUCUCGAUUUACACAAAACGACAAAAGUUAUGCAUCAUACUUUUGGUGUCCUUUGCAGCGACCUUCUCAGGCUUCGCGUCGAACAUCUAUUUUCCCUCCAUUCCGACAAUCGCAUCUGAUCUUUCGUCCUCGAUCGAGUUGAUCAACCUGACCGUGACUGGAUAUCUCAUCUUCCAAGGGCUCUCACCUACAUUGUGGGGCGCCGUCUCAGAUACUUAUGGCAGGCGGAUUACCUACAUAUGCACCUUCGUCAUAUUCAUCGCUGCUUGUAUUGGCUUAGCAGAGACAAAGAACUAUGCUCAGCUGUUGGUCCUGCGAUGCUUGCAAAGCACAGGCAGCGCCAGUACCAUUGCCAUAGGUGCAGGGGUCGUCGGUGAUGUUACGACUAGAGAAGAACGAGGAGGGUACAUGGGAUACUUUCAAGCUGGACUUCUGCUGCCCGUCGCGUUCGGACCUUUGAUCGGAGGAGCAUUGGCGAGUUCGCUUGGAUGGCGGGCUAUCUUCUGGUUUCUGGCCAUCUACGCGAUAACAUUUUUGGUCGUACUUGUUGCUCUUUUGCCCGAGACACUGAGGUCGCUCGUUGGCAAUGGCUCUGUUAUGCCGCCAAAAUACGCAGUCUCUUUGGUCUCGGUGUUCAUCCGCAAACAAGGCGUGGAGCCAGCAGGCGGCAGCAUGACAUCCAGAAAGUCGAUCAACGUGCUUGGAAGUAUCGCCAUUCUGGUAGAACGUCGAGCGAUUAUAAGCAUUACCUUUGUCGGCGUAUACUAUAUGGUCUGGCAGAUGCUGGUCACGGCACUCUCAUCCAUCUUUCAGGAGACCUAUAAUAUGUCUGAUCUCCAGGUCGGUCUGGUCUACCUCGCCAAUGGUGUAGGAUGUAUCCUAGGAACUCUCACGACAGGCAAACUAUUGGACGCAGACUAUCGCCGAUGGAAGAAGCGCUUUGCUCAAUCGGACAUGAGAUUUUCGAUAGAGAGGGUUCGAUUGCGGAUGAUUCUCUUCUAUGGGCCUGUUCAAUGUGUUGCCGUUCUGGUGUUUGGCUGGGUCGUAGACAAAGAAGUCCAUGUUUCUGUGUCUAUCACCUGCCUAUUUUUCGUCGGAUGGGCAGCCACUUCGAUCCAAAGCAUUGUUUCGACCUUUCUGAUUGACUAGGAGCUGGCGGCACCGCUGCAGUAUCGCCGUGUAUUCGUGCCAUCGGGGUAGGCUGGACUUUUACCAUAUUCGCUGGGAUCAUGGUGUUAGGUGGAGCUUUGAUGGGUCUCCAUUUCGCUUUUGGUUUCGAGCGUACAAAGUCCGCCACGUAGCUACAGCGACGAAUCGAUUCAAUAUCAGUGAUAUCUCUCGAGAACUAUUUUUGCACGAACGUAGCAUGGGCCUCGUCGACACUUUACUUCUGUUCAUCAGGCCAGAUGAAAACAUCGG
Molecule: messenger RNA, 1588 nt
Organism: Aureobasidium pullulans EXF-150
Lineage: Eukaryota; Fungi; Ascomycota; Dothideomycetes; Dothideales; Saccotheciaceae
Product: MFS general substrate transporter
Exons: 2
Biological process (GO): transmembrane transport
Molecular function (GO): transmembrane transporter activity
Source: RefSeq, a predicted model, not a curated record